CGAAAAAUUCAUCGCAGCGAACAGCUGUCUGGCUUUGUUAUUACGAGAUUGUAAAUAAAAAUUUUGAAAUUAUUUUCGGCCUGGAAAUGUCGUUCCUAUUGAGGCAGUUGAUCAAGCCGGGGCUGCAAAGAAAUUUCUUAAGCUCGGUGGCUGCCGUCCGGCACGCCGCCUCGGCCAAUGCCAAUGAAAAACAGCAGCAGAUACAGGUCAGUGAGCCGUGCUUGAAACGUUUACGUGAGAUCUGCAUCGAUGGCUCGUUUCUGCGCAUCACCGUCGAGGGUGGCGGCUGCUCGGGCUUCCAGUACAAGUUCGAUCUGGACAACAAGAUGAACGAGGACGAUCUACAGUUUGGCGAGGACAAAGCCAAGGUGGUGAUUGACACCGUGUCGCUGGAGUACUGCACUGGCUCCACCGUCGACUAUCAUGCCGAGCUGAUACGAGCGGGCUUUCGCAUGAUGGCCAAUCCGUUGGCCGAGCAGGGCUGCUCCUGUGGCUCGUCCUUCUCCGUUAAAUUGUAAUCGGCUAAGCCGUUGUUAAACGUUAGUGAAUUAUUUAAUAGAUACACAUAUAUAUGUUCAGUUA
Messenger RNA from Drosophila obscura, 582 nucleotides. RefSeq names its product iron-sulfur cluster assembly 2 homolog, mitochondrial. The transcript is spliced from 2 exons. Gene Ontology annotation, molecular function: 4 iron, 4 sulfur cluster binding; 2 iron, 2 sulfur cluster binding; iron ion binding. Gene Ontology annotation, cellular component: mitochondrion. Gene Ontology annotation, biological process: iron-sulfur cluster assembly. Bases 87 to 518 code for a protein of 143 amino acids. NCBI's taxonomy places the organism in Eukaryota, Metazoa, Arthropoda, Insecta, Diptera, Drosophilidae. The record is from RefSeq and is a predicted model, not a curated record.